AUGGCCCAACCACCAGAUCCAAGUCAGUUCUGUGCUGAUCUGACUGAAAAUUAUAUCCGGUGCCAUAACCAAUGGAAUGAAGUAACAAUCCCUAUUGAUGACAUGGUCUGUGUUCUUGCCGGAACUGUGGGUUCUAAAGUUGGCUACAAAUUGCUGUUUCUCCAGAGAAGACCUGAGGACAUCAAGACAGAGGAUACGGCGUAUUUGGAAAGUAUUCAGCUUACAUCUCUAUCGCCCACACUGCGUUCCCAGUACUUGUGCACAGAACUCCCUCAUCACUUGUGCUCACACGAAACUGAAAUCCAUAUAAUCGUAUCCACAGCGUCGGGAACAGGGGCUGCCAAGAAUUUGUACAAAAAUAUUCUACAACCUUUCCUAUUGCAACUUGCCAUAUGUGAUUACAACGUCCAUGAGACACGGUCCUCACAGACGAUCACCGAACUAUGCAACUCACGAUUUCUUCCUUGCGCCCAGGCGGGUAUCCAGCAAACCAUCAUCCUCCUCUCAGGGGAUGGAGGAAUAGUCGAUGUAGUCGACGCGAUAUAUAAUACCCCGUGGCACUUGAUCACCCGGCCCACCAUUGCCUUAGUCCCAACAGGAACUGGGAAUGCAAUGGCUAGUUCCCUGGGACUCACGUCAUAUCCAUCAUCCUGGUUGAAAGAGCUGCUGCGAGGAAGACCGAGGCCUUUACCGACCUUCGGUGCCAAGUUUUCCCCCGGCGCGCAAUAUGUCACCGAGGAAGGCCGUGCUCGGUCUAGUAUAAGUUCCAACCUCAAAACUAAGUAUGAAGUUCCGAAGGUACAUGGUGCGGUUGUUGCAAGCUGGGGCAUACACGCCGCAUUGGUUGCCGAUAGUGAUACCACUGAGUACCGCAAAUUCGGUGCUGAUAGGUUUAAAUUGGUUGCGGAGGAACUUCUCUUCCCUCCGAGCGGUGCCGAGAGCCAUAGAUAUGCUGGUACAAUUAGUCUCACCAGAUGGGAUAGUCAGACUAACAGCGAAUGUGCGGAGACCAUGGAGAUCAAAGAACACAUGUAUGUGCUGGUAACGAUGGUCCCUAGACUUGAAAGAGAGUUCGUGAUCUCACCCGAGUCUGUUGCACUGGACGGUCGCUUGAGAAUAAUCCACUUUGGCCCGGUACCUUCCGAAAAAGCUAUGCAGUUGAUGGCCUCCGCAUAUCAGGGAGGUCAGCAUGUGUUUGAUAGGAGUGUUUUCUACUCGGAGAUUGAGACACUUAAGAUUGUAUUCCGGGAGACGGAUGAGAGGUGGAGGCGGGUGUGCAUUGACGGCAGAAUCAUUGCAGUCGAGUGUGAUGGUUGGAUGGAGAUAUACAAGGAGCCAGAAUGUCUAUUAAACAUCCUGACAUCCGUUGGGGUUUAA
Messenger RNA from Aspergillus nomiae NRRL 13137, 1377 nucleotides. Its product is annotated as diacylglycerol/lipid kinase family protein. Gene Ontology annotation, cellular component: membrane; intracellular membrane-bounded organelle; cytoplasm. Lineage: Eukaryota; Fungi; Ascomycota; Eurotiomycetes; Eurotiales; Aspergillaceae. The coding region runs from base 1 to 1377 and encodes 458 amino acids. The record is from RefSeq and is a predicted model, not a curated record. The transcript has a single exon. Gene Ontology annotation, biological process: sphingosine biosynthetic process.